Messenger RNA from Microcebus murinus (gray mouse lemur), 9690 nucleotides. The record is from RefSeq and is a predicted model, not a curated record. NCBI's taxonomy places the organism in Eukaryota, Metazoa, Chordata, Mammalia, Primates, Cheirogaleidae.
UACAUGCCGUCAAAAAUCUGCUUCAUAGCUUCCCUUUCCCAUCCCUGCUUUGGUGGUUGCCCAACCCCCGCGCGCGCGCACUGCAGUCCUGGGGGGCGGGAGGGACAUGCUAUGGCAGUUGCCCUCGCAACAUAACUGGGAGACCGGUAUUUGUAAAUCUGUGCUUCGACUUCUAAUCCCCAAACCGGCAGAGGUGCGGAUAAGGCAGCUGUGGAGAGAGCGAGAGCUUCAGAACACAGGAGGUGUCGCGUGUGGCUCCUCACUGAGAUUUUCUUUUUGGAAGGGGGAGAAGCCUUUCUACUCGACGCGCAUCCCUCUCUCCCGCUGGGUUGAAGAGGGCGGGGGAGGCGUGCGCUCGCUCUAGUUGGCUAGCCACUCCGCACCUCGCCGCGAUAGGGGCCAUUAGGAGUUGGGGCUGCUCCGUUUGGCUUUCUCCGCCCCUCCCCCUCUCCUUUCUUCCCCUCCCUUCCCCGCCCCCCUCUGCCCCUCUCUCCAACCCAUCUGAAUUCCCUGGCUGGAGUACGCGUGCGCCUGCUCAGCUCCGGGGUGAGCGCGAGCUUGGGCUCAUAUCCCGCUCUCCUAACCCCGCCCGCUCUUUACCUACCGGUCGUGGGUGGCCCGGUGGGCUCGCGGGGAGACGCUCUUGCGCGCAAGCGCACACGACGCGGAGCGGAGCUCGAGACAUCGAGGAGGGGAGUAAGAAGCAUCCGAGGAGGCGAUAGAGGAGGAGACGGCUUUCUUCAAAUGGCUGUCUUCUGAAUUUGUUCAUAUUUAAGAAUGAGCUAGUAGAAGGGCUGACUGGGAGUUCUGUGUACCUGGGAAUGGUUGUAAACUUUGAGGUUGCUAUGGAAAUAUAUGACCACAUAAAAGGAAGUCCAUUCUGCUAAUUCUGAUACCUGAGAUGUAACUGGAUUGAAGAGUGGAAUAGGAAAAAUUUUAGUGCCAACCUUAAUUACAAUGGCCACUGAUUCAGGGGAGCCAGCCAGCACAGAAGAUUCUGAGAAACCUGAUGGAGUUUCAUUUGAAAGCAGAGUUCCUCAAGUUGCUGCAACCUUGAUGGUAGAAGCUAGGCUAAAGGAAAAAAUUAGUACUCCCUCUGCGUCUGUAGAAACUGUAGAAAGGAAGAGGUUUUUCUGCAAGAGCGUUGAGAUGACGGAAGAUGACAAAGUUGCUGAAUCUUCCCCCAAAGAUGAGAGAAUAAAGGCUGCAACAAAUAUUCCAAGAGUAGAUAAACUUUCUACAAAUGUGCUAAGAGGUGGACAAGAAGUUAAAUAUGAACAGUGUUCAAAGGCAACUUUGGAAACUUCAAAAGAUUGUUUCAAGGAGAAAAAUGAAAAGGAAAUGGAAGAAGAAGCAGAAAUGAAGGCUGUAGCUACUUCUCCUAGUGGCAGAUUCCUGAAAUUUGACAUAGAGCUGGGAAGAGGAGCAUUUAAAACAGUAUAUAAAGGACUGGACACUGAAACAUGGGUUGAGGUUGCUUGGUGUGAACUGCAGGACCGGAAGUUAACGAAAGCUGAGCAGCAAAGGUUCAAGGAAGAAGCAGAGAUGUUGAAGGGUCUCCAGCAUCCCAAUAUAGUUCGAUUUUAUGAUUCCUGGGAGUCUAUAUUAAAAGGAAAGAAGUGUAUUGUAUUAGUGACUGAAUUAAUGACAUCUGGAACCUUAAAAACGUACUUAAAACGAUUUAAAGUCAUGAAACCAAAGGUCUUAAGGAGCUGGUGCAGACAAAUUUUAAAGGGGUUGCAGUUCUUGCACACUAGGACUCCUCCUAUUAUUCACCGGGAUCUGAAGUGUGACAAUAUUUUCAUCACGGGACCCACAGGAUCUGUGAAGAUUGGUGAUCUAGGACUAGCCACCUUAAUGCGCACAUCAUUUGCUAAGAGUGUCAUUGGGACUCCUGAGUUUAUGGCCCCAGAGAUGUAUGAAGAGCACUAUGAUGAAUCUGUAGAUGUCUAUGCUUUUGGAAUGUGUAUGCUGGAAAUGGCUACUUCAGAGUAUCCUUAUUCUGAGUGUCAGAAUGCAGCUCAAAUAUACCGUAAAGUAACUAGUGGCAUAAAACCAGCCAGCUUCAAUAAAGUUGCUGACCCUGAAGUGAAAGAAAUUAUUGAGGGAUGUAUUCGUCAAAACAAAUCUGAAAGGUUGUCUAUCAGGGACCUACUAAACCACGCAUUUUUUGCUGAGGAUACAGGACUGAGGGUGGAGUUAGCAGAAGAUGAUGAUUGCUCAAAUUCAUCCUUGGCUUUAAGACUCUGGGUUGAAGACCCUAAAAAAUUGAAAGGCAAACACAAAGACAAUGAAGCUAUUGAAUUCAGUUUCAAUUUAGAAACAGAUACACCUGAGGAAGUGGCAUAUGAAAUGGUAAAGUCGGGAUUCUUCCAUGAAAGUGAUUCCAAAGCUGUUGCUAAAUCCAUUAGAGACCGGGUGACCCUGAUAAAGAAGACCAGGGAGAAGAAACCUGGCUGUUUGGAAGAAUGCAGAGAUUCCCAGUGCAAGUCUAUGGGAAAUGUAGUCCUUCAGCACCAGAAUACAACUUUGCCCCCUGCUCCUGCUCAGCAGGCCAGGGCUGAAUGUGAAGAAACUGAAGUUGAUCAACAUGUUCGACAACAGCUUCUACAAAGAAAACCACAGCAGCACUGCUCCUCGGUUACAGGUGACAAUUUGUCUGAGGCAGGAGCUGGAUCAGUUAUACAUUCAGAUACUUCCAGUCAACCUGGUAUAGCCUAUUCCUCAAACCAGAGGAUGAGAUCUCAAAUGGUUUCUAACAUCCCACAAGCUGAAAUAAAUGUUCCAGGGCAAAUUUACCCAUCUCAGCAACCAGUAGGAGAUUACCAGCAAAUUUCAGGGUUGCAGAAGCAGCCAAAGCUGACUCAGCCCCAUAUUUUGCCUUUGGUUCAAGGUCAGUCCACUGUUUUGCCUGUACAUGUCCUUGGACCUACAAUUGUUUCACAACCCCAAGUUUCCCCAUUAACUGUCCAGAAGGUCUCACAGAUAAAGCCUGUAUCCCAACCAGCUGGAGUUGAACAAGCAGCUCUUCCAAAACCAGAAUUAGUUCGAAGCUUGAAUCAAGAUGUGGCAGCUGUGAAGGAAAACACCAAUAAUCCUGAUAACCAAAGUGGAAAUGGUAAACAGGAUCGAAUCAAACAGAGAAGAGCUUCCUGUCUCCGACCAGAGAAAGGGACUAAAUUUCAGCUUACUGUCCUUCAGGUAUCAACCUCUGGAGACAACAUGGUGGAGUGUCAGCUGGAGACACACAACAACAAGAUGGUCACCUUCAAGUUUGAUGUUGAUGGUGAUGCACCAGAGGAUAUUGCAGACUAUAUGGUUGAAGAUAACUUUGUACUGGAAAGUGAGAAAGAAAAAUUUGUAGGAGAAUUGAGGACUAUUGUAGGUCAAGCCCAGGAGAUCCUCCAUGUCCACUCUGCUGUAGAAAAAGCCACUGGAGUUGACUCUAUUAUUAUGGAAUCCAACAGUAGCCAAACAGGAUCAUCUGAACAAGUACAGAUAAAUUCUGCAUCCACUCAAACCAGCAAUGAAUCUGCUCCUCAGUCAUCCCCAGUUGGUCGGUGGCGAUUUUGUAUCAAUCAAACAAUAAGAAACCGUGACGUUCAGUCUCCUCCUUCUCUUCAGCAUUCUAUGUCUACGGUUCCUGGGCUACAUCCACUUCCUAGUCCAAGAAACAUAAGUAAUAAGGAAAUAUCACAGGACGUACUGCUCACUAUAGAAAACAAUCCAUGCCAGCGUGCACUUUUCACCUCCAAAUCAGAACACAAGGAUGUAGUUGAUGGUAAGAUUUAUGAAUGUGCUAGUGUAGAAACUGAGCAGCCACUUUAUCAAGUAGAAGACAAUGGGCAGAUAAUGGCACCAGUUACUAGUAGUUCCAAUUAUUCCGCUACUUCAGUUUGUGCCAUUCCAAUUGAAUAUGAGGGACUUGACAACCAAGCAGGUAUAUUCAUACCUGUGUAUUCAUGUCACCAAGCUGCCAGUCAGGCUGAUGUACUUAUGGCCCAUCCUGGCGAAUCAACUCAGAUUGCUGAUAACUCUCUUACUACUCCUGCAUUCGUAUCUGAUCAGAAGCCUCAGUCCUUAUCAGUACAACAGCCAACUAUGGAUGCAGAGUUUUUUUCCCAAGAAGGAGAAAUGACACUGAACACUGAAGCAAUUUCUCCUAAGACAGUUAUUCCCACUCAGACCCCUGGCCUUGAACCAACUAGUCUUCUACCCACUACUAUCUUGGAAUCAGAUGGGGAAAGACCUCCAAAAAUGGAGUUUGCAGACAACCGAAUUAAAACUCUGGAUGAAAAAUUAAGAAACUUGCUCUAUCAGGAGCAUAACAUCUCUAGCAUCUAUCCUGAGAGUCAGAAGGAUACUCAAAGCAUAGACUCUCCAUUUUUUUCCUCCACUGAAGAUACACUCUCCUGUCCAGUGCCAGAAGUCAUAGCCAUCAGUCACUGUGGAAUUCAAGAUAGCCCUGGACAAUCCCCUAAUUUCCAACAGACAGGCUCUAAGAUUCUGUCCAAUGUGGCUGUGAGUCAGCCUGCUAACGUGUCAGUGUUCAAAAGGGACCUGAAUGUGAUAACUUCUGUACCCAGCGAAUUGUGUUUGCAUGAGAUGUCCUCAGAUGCUUCAUUUCCAGGGGAUCCAGAGUCCUAUCCUGCUGCUGUGUCAAGCGGUGGAGCCAUUCAUCUGCAGACAGGAGGUGGAUAUUUUGGCCUAAGCUUUACUUGUCCUAGUCUCAAAAAUCCUAUUAGCAAGAAAUCCUGGACUCGCAAAUUAAAAAGCUGGGCAUACAGGCUACGGCAGUCAACCAGCUUUUUCAAGAGAUCAAAAGUCCGUCAAGUGGAAACAGAAGAUAGGAGAUCAGCAAUUGCUCCUGAUCGCAUUCCUCUGACACGGGAGUCCACAGCUGAUACUAGGGCUUUGAGUAGAUGUAAAGCAAUGACUGGAUCAUUUCAGCGGGGUCGGUUCCAGGUGAUUACAGUUCCUCAGGAGCAGUCAGUGAAAAUGACAUCUUUUGAAAUAGAACACAUACCAGUGUUCAAUGAAAUGACAAACCAUUCCAGUGAAGAAACUCUAGUCUUUACUGAAACAGCAAAGUCUCAAUUGGUAGAAAUGGAACCUGCCAUCCACAAUCCACAAAUUUCAUUUUCUUCUCAGAAGUUACGAGCUCUUCAUGAAACCUUUAAAGAAGAUAAAGGAAUUCCCAAACAAGGUGACAACUUCUUAUCUUUCAGCAUAGCUUAUAAGACUGAUGUAUCUUCAGUGACCCCAGAAAAGGAAUUGGAAGAUACUUCAGCCAUGGGAAGUAGCAUGCAAUCUGGAUCCGAACUGUUGCUUAAAGAGAGAGAAAUAGUACCUCCUGGGAAACAGCCUAGCUCUGACAGUGAAUUUUCAGCCAGCCUUGCUGGUAGUGGAAAGCCAGUGGCAAAGACUGGUCCAGAGAGUGAUCAGUGCUUACCACUCCAUGAAGAACAAGCCUAUGCUCAAACACAGAGUUCACUCUUCUAUUCGCCAUCUUCCCCAAUGAGCAGUGAUGAUGAGUCAGAAAUAGAGGACGAUGACUUAAAGGUGGAGCUUCAAAGGUUACGAGAAAAACACAUACAGGAGGUGGUAAAUCUUCAAACUCAGCAGAAUAAGGAGCUUCAGGAGCUCUAUGAACGCCUUCGGUCAAUUAAAGAUAGCAAAACCCAAUCUUCGGAGAUUCCUUUGCCACCUGCAUCACCACGUCGACCAAGAUCUUUCAAAAGCAAACUUCGCAGCCGCCCCCAGUCCUUGACACAUGUGGACAAUGGUACAGUUGCCACAGGCCGCAGCCUUGAACUUCUGGGCUCAUGUCAUCCUCCUGCCUCAGCCUUCCAAGUAGCUGGGAUUACAGAUCCACUGUGCGUGGAGAGUAAUGCAACAUCAUGCCAGCAAUCUCCAGCCACUAAAAAAGGGAUGUUCACAGAUGAUUUACACAAGCUGGUAGAUGACUGGACAAAGGAAGCAGUAGGAAAUUCUCUUAUUAAGCCAAGUUUAAACCAACUUAAACAGAGUCAACACAAAUUGGAGACAGAAAACUGGAACAAAGUAUAUGAAAGUACUUCAUCUACUAUGGGCUACACAUCAACAUGGAUUUCUUCUCUGUCCCAAAUCCGUGGAGCUGUCCCAACUUCCUUACCACAAGGACUCUCACUUCCUUCAUUUCCUGGGUCAUUAUCAUCAUAUGGAAUGCCCCAUGUUUGUCAGUAUAAUGCUGUGGGGGGGACAGGGUAUCCAGUACAAUGGGUAGGAAUUUCAGGAACAACACAACAGUCUGUAAUAAUUCCUACCCAAUCUGGGGGACCAUUCCAGCCAGGGAUGAAUUUGCAGGCAUUUACAACUUCACCAGUGCAGAAUACAGCCACAAUCCCUCCUGGUCCCAAAUGAAUCAGAGUAGAUGGUGAAGAAAAGGGAGAAUGUUUUCAGAAUUAUUUUCAGGUCACCUAAGACAUUAAAGUUUCUUCUUCUUGGGUUCUGCCAUAUUUUCCCUCAUUUGAGUUUACCUUAGACUGUAAUUUUUGUCGUUCCAAUGUGGUAUUUGGUACAGAUCAUCAUUCUGUAGAAAUGUGCAGUUUGCACAUAGAACACUGCACACAGAAGUGUUUUUUCACUUUGAAUCCUAUCCUCUUUGAUACUUGAUUUUUUAAAAAUACCAUUCAGAAUGCUUUAAUAAGCUCUCCUCGAGCAUUAUCAUUUCCAGGAUACUUUCCAUGCGUUGCUGAGAAGCCCCCAUUUAUUUAUUUAUUUUUUUUUUACUGCUGCUGUCUGCAGCUGGAUGAUCCUUUUCUUUAAAAUGUGUAAAAAUUUAGAUUGAGUCUCCUGAAACGUGGAUGAAGUGAGACCCUCCAACAACCAGAGUCUUGGGAUUCUUCACAUCUUUAUCUUCAGUUUACCUUUCACAGAAGGCAGGGUAAUGUGCUGCAGGAAACAUUCUGGUGUAUAAAAUUAGAAUAACUUUAUCAACCAAUACAGAACAUGAGCCCUUUUUAAUGUGAUUGUCUUCUCAUCAUCAUGGCAAUAGGAGUGAAGUCUUGUUUUGGGUGAGGGGGAGGGAAAGGAAAAAACAAAACUGUAACAGUUCCUUGAUUCUGCAGAUACCAUAGCUACUUUAGGAUUUGCAUAAUUCAAAGCAGCUAUCUUCUCGUUUCUCACAUGCACACUGCAUUGGUUUUGAGCAUCUGAGAGGCAUUGGUUUGGUUUGCAUUCUUUUGCAAGAGAUAUAUUGCAGCUGAUAUGCAUCUCAUUUGGAGGGAAUCCUUAUAUUCCUAACAAAGGGGAUUCAAAUUACACCUCAGUCUGUUCUUCUGAAGUGAAAUUUACUUGACACAGGUUUUGUAGGUUUUGAGACUUACACAUGAAACACUGGCUUUACAGGGUUCUAAGAGAUGUAGGGUAUACACUGUCCUGCAGUGAGAUAGUAGACCCUAGAAGGUUAUUAUUUAAGUUGCCCUUAGCUUUUUCUGGAUUACCAUUUUUUAGUUAUAGUUUCUUUUUAGUAUCUAUAGUGUCUUAGAUGAUUUUAAAUCUUAGAUGAGUUUGGCAGCCUCUUUAGAAUCUGAGAGAGAUCACUGUCAAGUUGUGCUUUACUGGGUUUUAUCCAGUUUUAGGAGGAGGGGACGCAAUGUCAAAAUGUUCACCUUUGGUUUUUAAGAAGGUUAAAUAUAAUACUAUUAAAGGCUGGUCACAGGGUUACCUAAUGCUCAGUCUGUGAAACCCAAAUAGAAAUCUUAAAUGGUAUUUAUUGACUACCAAGUAUAUAUGUUCAAACUACUUAACCUUCCAUUCUGAAGAUUUCAAGCUUGUUUCUAGUACACAUUUACCUAAUUAGUAGUUCUGUCCACUAGUAAACAUUCCAAAUCAUCAGCUAACAUUUCUUUUAACAUAUUUUCCUCCAUAUUCCUUAAAAAUUGCACUCCAUGGGCUUGCCAGGUAAUGAGGAAAACUUAAUGGGUGUACUUCCUCUUCCUUUUUUUUUUUUGACACAGUCUACUUUGUGAUAUUAAGUACCCCUUUUCAUAAAAAGUGUCUUAUAUUGCUUACCUGAGGAUAAUACCCACUAUCAUGAAGAUUCUGUCUCUAUCAUUUGGGGCAUCUAGGGCAGCAUUUUGAGAAUUGCUGUUGCUAAGAUCCACAGUUUCUUUUCAUAGAACAUACUCUGUUUUGGAUGAGUUUUUCCAAAUCUGUGUACAGAUUCUUCAAAUUUCUUCUACAGUAUUGGUUUGCAAGUUCAAGUGAUUUUAGGACAUUAGUGUAAUGCAAAUGCUUGCAUUGCAGUGUUUUCCAUGUGUAUAAAAACAAUUCUAAAAUCCGUAAUUCUUUAAAACUGCUCAUGUUUCAUUAUAACAGCUGGCUUUGUGUAAUUACAUUGAGACAUACAACCUAUAAAGUGAAAAUACUGCAGGGUUUAAGACCCCUUCUUCUCUAGUCACAAUCUUUUCAAACAGUGUACCCCAGGAUGAAAAAAGCUCCAUGGACAACAUGUACAAUUACAUUUAUUAAUGGCUGCUCUAUAUCAUAUGUCCUGUAUUUUGCUAUCACCUCUGUUUUAUAUAUAAUUCAUUAUUCUUGUUUGCCUGCAGACUUUUGCAGUGCCUUGUAAUAUUUACAAUCUUUUCAGGUUUUUGCUGGAAAGAAAAGUAGUCUUCUAAAGUUUGAAGAUGGUGAAUAGUGUACUGCUGUCUCCAUGCCGACUGCAGUAGUUGCGAUUAACAUAUAUGUUAUGUAUACAUUAUGUAUAUGUAACGUGUAUAAGUUUAAAAAUACAGAAAAAGUGAGUUUGUGCAGAAAUGAAGAAAACAAUGUUAUUCUCAUCACUGUGGGUUUUUAAAUUAUUUUUCCCAUUACUUAAAUGUUUGAUUCAGAUUAUAGUCACUUUGUAAAUAUUGGCUAGUUUUCUAUCUAGGGGUUUUACAUUAUUUCAUAAUUUUGCUAAAUCAUAUAAUAGUGCUGUUUUCAUCCUUGCCUGAGGUACUUUUCCUCCCCAGAAAUAAUUAACUCUUAAGGUAAAACUCAGAAAUUCCCUUCUUACUUAACAAAGAGCCUACUAUAUAAAAAGGGCCUUCUAUCCAUUUCUAAAACACACACAAACCUGUCCUUUUCAUUUUCCUUUUUGUAGAGGAGAAAAAGGUUGUAUUUAACCAUCCUGCUUGUAAAGUUUAUUUGGGGGAUAGUCUGUAUGUCCAGCCACCAUGUUUACUUCUCAAAGUGCAAAUCUGAUGAAUAAUACUGUAUCUCCAUAUGUGGCGAUGUGAGCAUUUCAUCAUGAAGUACCUGCUGCUAUGUCUGUGAAGUUGGGUGUAACAUCAUAAGAAUAUGAAACCAGUAUUUGGUGUAAAUCUAAUGAAAAUAACCCUAUGUAUAUUUGUAGCAGUCUUGAAUCUCUAUUUAAGGUAAUUUGCUGUAAUAUAACAAAUAACCAUUCUGUUUUUCAUCCUUUCCUUGCCAAUUUUAUAUCAAGCAUGAAUUCUAAUGGUUUGCCAGCAAAAUUAUCUGUGAAAGUUUAAAAGGCACUUUUCUGCUGUGAUUUUUUUGAUUGAGUGUGGAGUGUUAUGUACAGUAUGAUGGGAUGUAUCAUUUUAGAACCCCAGAUUUAAUUCCAGUCCAAUUACUUUUGUUUAUCUACCUCGUUUUCAGUGCUGUUUUGAGUGCAGAAGUAAACACUGCCUGUGAAACUUG